This is a messenger RNA of Hirsutella rhossiliensis, 402 nucleotides long. RefSeq names its product HIT domain-containing protein. Gene Ontology annotation, molecular function: catalytic activity. The transcript is spliced from 6 exons. The record is from RefSeq and is a predicted model, not a curated record. Gene Ontology annotation, biological process: nucleotide metabolic process. NCBI's taxonomy places the organism in Eukaryota, Fungi, Ascomycota, Sordariomycetes, Hypocreales, Ophiocordycipitaceae. Bases 1 to 402 code for a protein of 133 amino acids.
AUGGCGGCCUGCAUCUUCUGUCGCAUCAUCAAGGGCGAUAUCCCCUGCAUGAAGCUCUUCGAGAGCGACAAGACGCUCGCUUUCCUUGACAUUGGCCCCCUCAGCAAGGGCCACGCUCUCGUCAUCCCCAAGCACCACGGCGCCAAGCUGACCGAUAUCCCCGACGAUCACUUGUCCGAGAUUCUGCCCACUCUCAAGAAGCUCGUCACGGCCACCGGCGCCUCCGAGUACAACAUCCUGCAGAAUAACGGCACUAUAGCCCACCAGCAAGUUCACCAUGUGCACUUUCACAUGAUCCCCAAGCCAAACGAGACAGAGGGCUUGGGCAUUCAAUGGCCUGCCACGACUGGCGACAUGAACGAGCUCAAGGCACUCUGCGAAGAUAUCAAGUCCAAGAUGUAG